UGGGCAAGGAUGAAGUGGGCACCACUUGUUCUCUUUCUGCAGGCCCGAACAUAGUCACCCGCACCAGUAUCAGAGGGAGGACUCUCGCAAAUUCAUGGCAGGUUACUCCCUUCUGCUGCCCAAUUCUUGCAUUCUAUCUCAUGUAGGUAGUAAAUCAAGAGCGCCACUGUCCUCUGCCGCACCCGCUCUGGGACUUGGGCUUGUGGGGACGCCUCCAUCGCACCACCAACUAAGGAAAAAGGCCUCUCCCUCUCUCCCACUUUGCCUUCAAGCCGGCGGCUAUGACGGUGUAGGGCAAGAGGAUGAUUAUUUCGUCGAAGAGUUAAAAGUCCCUCCAGAAUGGUUGGUGCCCUCCAAGGCAUUAGAGGAAUCCGAAUGGCUUAGAGUAACUCUGCACAAAUGGCUUGACGACGAGUACUGCCCCGAGGCUGCAAACGUAGAAAUAAGCAGAUGUGCUGCUCGUUCAUACCACGAUUCCCUCAUGGAGAAGCAAACCGACCUAGGGGAGAUUUUGCUUAAGAUGGUGAGCGACCUCGAGCGCAUCUCUUUCAGAGAAAGCUUCCACGGGGCCUUCUCCUCUGCGAACGCAGCUAUCAAUCUCAUCGGCGAAAGGAUAGAGCUGGUAAGGCGUCAAUAGACGUUGUGGCAGAUGAAGAAUCAAAAUGGUCGGGGAUGCUUGGUAACAUCAUGUGUCACAGAUUCCAAAUUUUGUGUUAACGCUUAGUUAUCGACGUCCUGUGCUGUGAAAAGUCUAUUUCCUGAUCUUUAUUUUA
Nymphaea colorata (pocket water lily) is the source of this 773-nucleotide messenger RNA. RefSeq lists its product as uncharacterized. The transcript has 2 exons. Bases 95 to 637 code for a protein of 180 amino acids. The record is from RefSeq and is a predicted model, not a curated record. Lineage: Eukaryota; Viridiplantae; Streptophyta; Magnoliopsida; Nymphaeales; Nymphaeaceae.